Acanthosepion pharaonis is the source of this 744-nucleotide messenger RNA. The record is from the annotation of a GenBank genome assembly. NCBI's taxonomy places the organism in Eukaryota, Metazoa, Mollusca, Cephalopoda, Sepiida, Sepiidae.
AUGCUCUCUUUCUUUCUCACUUUCUGCAUUCCAUUCAAACUUUUCCUUCAUCUUCUAAUUCCUUUUUCCUUUCAUUCUCAUUUUUCUUUCAUCAUUUUUUUUUUUUGUGGGCUUUUUCUUAAUCUUCUAAUUCCUCUUUUUCCUUUCAUUCUCAUUUUUCUUUCAUUCUCCUUUUUCCUUUCUUUUUUCUCUUCUUUUAGACUUUCAUACUUUCUAACCUAUUUCUCUGAUGUAUUUUUCUUUCUUACUUCCUUUCUACUUCUCUUUUCCUUUUUCACUCUACUUCUAUUCCUUUUCUUUCUUAACCUUCUUUUUUAUUUUUUCCUUUCAUUCACUUUGUUUUUCUUCACUUCCUUUCUCUUCUAUUUUUCUGUUCUCCAUUACUCUUUAAUUCAUCUCUUUCUCUGUUGCAUCUUUUUUUUACUCUUUUCAAUUUUUUCUUUCAUUCAUUAUUUCUUUCUUUCUUCUCUAUUUUUCUUUUCUCUUUUGUUCUCUAAUUCUUCUGUCUCUGCUUUAUAUUUUCUUUCUUUCAACUUUUUUUUUUUUUUACAAUUACCUCUCUCUCUUCAACAUCACUUCUUCUCUAUUUUUCUUCCUUUUACACUUGCAUCUUUCUCUUCAAUAUCCUUUUUACUUACUCUUCUUCUCCCUCUUCCACCUUCUAUUUUCACUCAUUUCAAUUUUUCCUUUCAUUCACGCAUUUUUUUUUCCUCUUUUCCUCUCACUUUCUCUUCUUUCUUCUGA